Messenger RNA from Selaginella moellendorffii, 749 nucleotides. RefSeq names its product 16.9 kDa class I heat shock protein 1. Lineage: Eukaryota; Viridiplantae; Streptophyta; Lycopodiopsida; Selaginellales; Selaginellaceae. Bases 116 to 670 code for a protein of 184 amino acids. Gene Ontology annotation, biological process: protein complex oligomerization; response to heat; response to salt stress. The record is from RefSeq and is a predicted model, not a curated record. The transcript has 3 exons.
UAUAAGAAGUGAUGCUCGUCCAACGAAAGUUGUAGCAAGCAGGUAGAGCGAGUGAAAGUUUCUAGAGAUUGUCAGUAGAGUUGUGUGAGCUUUGAGAAUCUGGUUCUUGAAUCUGAUGGAGUUUGUGGAUGAAUCUGAAGAGGAGUUCGAGGAGUUCUGGGAGGAGGACUGGCCAGAGUUCCAUCGGGGAAGACGAGGAGGCGGGGGUCGGCGAGGAGGAGAGCAACCUCGCCGUGGCAAGCAGCAGCACAUUGGAAGAUGGAUUCGUGUCGAUUGGAUCGAAACGGCUGAUCAUCACAUCCUCCAGAUCGAUCUGCCUGGUGUGAAGAAAGAUCGACUCCAUUUGAAGGUCGAAGGCAACAGGAUGCUGGUGAUCUGUGGGGAGAAGCACCGGGACAAGCCUGAUAAGGAGAAAGGCGAGAAGGCGAGAUUCUAUGAGCGAUUCGGAGGCGAGUUUUCAAGAUCCUUUCGGAUGCCCAAGGAUGCAAAGAUAGACGAGAUUACGGCCACCAUGGAAGAUGGUGUACUCACUGUCACAAUCGCCAAGAUCAAAUCUGCUGAACAGAAGCCCGAUGUGAAGAACAUCAACAUCCAGUUUGCUCAGCAGGCUGGUGGAACUCAUUUGCCAGGUACUCAGCAGCAGCAAUCUGCUGCUACAGCUGCCACUUAAGAAAGUGAAAACGUCCAUGGCCACAUAAACAAACCUAUAUAGAUUUUGAAUAAAAUAUUCUGGCAGAGUUUUACUUGGA